Aspergillus puulaauensis is the source of this 384-nucleotide messenger RNA. RefSeq lists its product as uncharacterized. The transcript has 3 exons. Bases 1 to 384 code for a protein of 127 amino acids. NCBI's taxonomy places the organism in Eukaryota, Fungi, Ascomycota, Eurotiomycetes, Eurotiales, Aspergillaceae. The record is from RefSeq and is a predicted model, not a curated record.
AUGGCCAUCCAUAUUCCAGAUCGCUCCGCCAGCUCCGCAGACGUUCGCCGCUUCAUUACGGACGUGCUCGUAUCGGACUACGACGCAGAGCCCGACUUUGCCAGUGAAACCGCGAGCGCAUGGCGAAUCGGCCGCGGCACUGAACUCCACGAUGCAAACCAGCGGUACUUCGUGGAUAUCUUUGGUGUCGAGAUAGGAGUCUGUCUAUAUAGAAGCGUCCUUAACGCUAGAGAGAAGCAGAGGCAGAAUUCUCGUACUGGCAUACUGUUUAAAUGGGCUCACCUUUCAGUGCCCAUCUUGGCCAUUUGGAAUUUCUAUAAGUCGCAGUGGGGCCGUUCAAGCCUCCCUCGUUCCCUCUUUGCCUCUGCGGCGCGCUUCUGCUGA